AUGGCCUUCACGGCGUGUCUGUUCCUCCUCAUCGGCGCAACUUCGUACGCCGUCGUGGGCUGCCAGAUCCCUGGUAACCGGCUGUUCGCCAUCGGUAGCACGGCGCUCGACCUGAACGUCAACCGCGGUGCUGUUGUGAUGGCCUACCUGUUCAUGCAGCUGCACAUCACCAUCGCCAUGUCCGUGGUUCUAAACCCCGUGCUGUACAUUCUUGAGCGUGGAGUGCUGAGCAUGCACAAGCGUCCGCUCCUCGCUGGUGUCGACGAGGAGUCCCCCGCCUUCGAAAGCAUCAGCACGCUUCAUAAAGACCGUGUUUCAGUAGUCGCGGGCCCUUCUGUCACUGGCCCCAUCGUGACUGACAAGUACAUGACGCUGCGCAUCUGCGUAGUGGUGAUCCUGCUCGUCCUGGCCAUCAUUUUCAAGGACCACUUCGAUGAUUUCACCGAUUUCGUCGGUGCCUGGGCCGUGUCGAUGGGCUCUCGUUAA
Molecule: messenger RNA, 486 nt
Organism: Phytophthora sojae
Lineage: Eukaryota; Oomycota; Peronosporomycetes; Peronosporales; Peronosporaceae
Exons: 2
Coding region: 1-486 (161 amino acids)
Biological process (GO): amino acid transmembrane transport
Cellular component (GO): vacuolar membrane
Molecular function (GO): amino acid transmembrane transporter activity
Source: RefSeq, a predicted model, not a curated record